Molecule: messenger RNA, 1656 nt
Organism: Photinus pyralis (common eastern firefly)
Lineage: Eukaryota; Metazoa; Arthropoda; Insecta; Coleoptera; Lampyridae
Product: facilitated trehalose transporter Tret1-2 homolog
Exons: 4
Coding region: 93-1535 (480 amino acids)
Biological process (GO): transmembrane transport
Cellular component (GO): membrane
Molecular function (GO): transmembrane transporter activity
Source: RefSeq, a predicted model, not a curated record
AAUAAAACUUUCGAACUAAUCUCAUAAUAAACCAGGCUUCCGUGUUAGAUGCAUUACGAAGAUUGUGCGUCACGGUUAGAUAAGCUACCGACAUGGACAUUCAAAAACAAAGGAACGUUACGCAGAGGUCAACGUUUGUGCAGAUACUUCUUGGAUUAAUCGUAAAUUUCUCGAGUUUGUCGCCCAGCAUGAGCUUGGGGUUUUCCGCCGUUGCUCUUCCUUACCUCUUGGACGCCAGCAACCCUCACCGCCUCACGGAGGACGAAGCGUCCUGGUUCGCCUCUUUAGCUAGCAUCGCUUCCGUAGCGGCUCCGCUGGGUUGCUUCCUGUCGGGGCCGAUCUCGGAUAGAUUUGGUCGCAAGCCGGCAAUACAGAGCGUUAAUGUCUUUUGUCUUUUGGGAUGGACCGCCAUCACCUUCGCCUACUAUUCGCCAGGUCACCAGUACCGUCUUCUGCUAGUUGGAAGAUUUUUCACCGGACUUUCUACGGGCUUAUCCAGCAUGCCGGCUACAGUGUACAUGGCGGAAAUAUCCACAGCAAAACUGAGAGGAAUGCUCAUCACUUGGAACGCUCUUUGUUUCUCACUUGGUGUCGUCGUAAUUUACAUACUCGGAUGGACAAUGACGAGUAACUGGGGAAUGAUCGCGGCGUUAUCUGGGGCGUUUCCAUGCGCGAACGUAGUUAUGGUGAUGAUCUACAUGGUCGAGUCGCCAUCUUGGUUGAUCACGAAGAAUCGGCACGAGGACGCCAAAGCCAGUCUCCUUCGCUUAUUCAACUCGAAAAGCCACCCUCUGGAAAUACGCGAAGAAAUUGAAACUUUAACCUGCGACACGCGAAGAACAAAAGCUGACCACCAGUUGAGAUAUUUUGCUGAACCUGCGAUUUAUAGACCGUUUAUUUUAAUGUCGGCGUUUUUUGUAUUUCAACAGGUGUCUGGCACUUUCGUGAUCGUCUUCUACGCAAUCGACAUAGUAAAUGAAGCACAAAUAAGUAUAGACCCGUAUUUAGCCAUUGUCAUAAUCGCUGCCACACGGAGCGUAGCUUCUGUAAUCGUAAGCGUCGCAAGCCGACGACUUGGACGCCGCCCCCUCUCCAUCACUUCUGGGGUCGGCAUGACUCUGUGCAUGGUGAUGCUUUCCGCUUACGUAGCCUGCGUUCAGCGGAAAAUAAUCGACCACCACGACUGGCUGCCACUAACCCUGCUAAUGGCUUACUUCUUCACCGCAACCUUAGGCUUUCUCACCAUCCCCUUCGCCAUGUCCGCCGAGGUAUUUCCAUCCACAAUUCGAGGACUCGCAACCGGAAUGGUGUCGAGUAUGGGAUACAUCUGCUGUUUCGUAAUGGUGAAAAUCUACCCCGACAUGCUAAGCGUAAUGGGAAUCUACCCCCUGUUUAUUUUUUACGCCGCAAUGUCCGCGAUCGGAACAAUCUUCGUGAUGCUAUGCUUACCCGAAACGAAAGGAAGAACGCUAUCAGAAAUAGAGAGCUAUUUCAGUGUCCAAAAGCCAGGCACGGAACUCGUCGCCCUAGCAUAACUUGCACCGACUCCUAGUUCAAAAUAUCAAAGACUGCCACAUAUUUUUGUAUUAAUUUAUUUAUUGCCGCCAACGGCACAAUAUACGUAAUUAUAUUUUUAUUAAAAAACACACAACCAAA